AUGUCAAAAACUUUUUCUUCCUGUAUUGUUUACAACUCUCCAUCCCACAGGGGUGCGGACUUCACGACCACCGGCUCCAGUGAACACAAGCGCGCCUCGGCCAUGCCCUCGCAGGGAUCACUCUUCAACAACUUCGAGGAUGUGCAGUUGACUGACGAGGAACGUGUGUAUCUGAAUGCUGCGUCGCUUGGAGACGCAGGGAUUGUACGUGAAACGUUAGAGGAAGAAGAGCAAGACGGAACUCUUAACGCCAACUGUGUCGACUACAUGGGGCGUAACGCGCUCCACCUAGCGGUCGACAGUGAGAAAAUUGACGUCAUUGAAAUCCUCCUGGACAAUCUGUCCUUCAACUGUAUAGAAGAAGCACUUCUACACGCAAUCAGCAAAGGUGCUACAAAAAUCGUCAAAGUGAUAUCAGAACAUCCUAACUUCAUCGCGGGAGAAGAUAGAUUUCUUAUAUCAGGAGUAAACGAGGCUUUCUUCAGGACUGAAGAAAAGAGUCAGUUUCCUCCUGAUAUAACACCUAUAAUUCUUGCUAGUCACUACAAUAACCAUGAAAUCGUGCAGAUGUUCUUGUCUAGAAACCAUAGGAUAGAAAAACCACAUGCUAUUUCUUGUAGAUGUUCUGACUGUAUCUCAAAGCAGAAUUAUGACGCAUUGAAAAGGUCAAGGUCGCGACUUAGCGCAUACCGGGCACUGGCCAGCCCGGCCUACAUGGCGCUAUCCAGUGCGGACCCCAUCAUGGCCACAUUUGAACUGCGACAGGAAAUGAUGCAUCUUGCGGAAGUUGAGAAGGAGUUCAUGGCUGAGUACCUUGGUCUGGUGGAACAGUGUAUGAACUUUGCUUGUGAACUGAUGGACAUGUGUCGCGGGACUCAGGAGGUGGAGGCCGUGUUUAGUGAGGGCACGGGCUGCGAAGAGAACGUCCGCCUCGACCCUCUCGCCAGACUAAAGAUGGCUAUACGCUACAGGGAGAAAAAGUUUGUUGCUCAUCCGAACUGCCAGCAACACAUGACGACCCUAUGGUACGGGUCGGAGAUGGGAUUCCUACAAUCGCUGCCCUCCUGGAAGCAGCUGGCGUUUGCCGUGUGUUUUAUUCCAUGUAUACCUGUGAUGUGUAUAGCAUAUGUAAUGGCACCUAACACAAAGGCUGGAUCUGUGAUGCGUUGUCCCGUGACUAAGUUUAUCACCCAUACGACGUCACACAUGUGCUUCCUCGUGCUGCUGGCGGCCGCUACAUUCCGGCUGACCGAGAGUGGAGUGUCCAUCACGUCAACACGUGAGAUGAGUAGUCCGGCGUUCGCGCACCUGUCGCACGAGGAGAAGAUACAGAGCCUGAUGAAAGAGACCCUACGGCCUUCCAGCACACUUCUCACUCAUGUCCAAAUCUGUAUAGUGUUCUGGAUAUUAGGGUUGCUUUGGAUAGAGUGUAAACAGAUCUACCAUACAGGUGCAAGCUCCUACCUGACAGACUAUAUCAACUUUAUGGACUUCAGUGUGCUGUCAAUGUACCUGGCAUCCUACGUGAUGAGAUUCUUCACGGAAUACAAGGUGUCAAACGCCGACAGGUUCUUUAAUGGAACGAUGCGUGCCACACAGCUACUGAAACACUCCAAUUACACAUACUUCAAUCUCCUCCUUGAUGAAAUCAAAGACCCAUCGAACUCGCCGACAAAUUAUUUUAUGGAGGCAUCACGGUUCCAAUGGAAACCGGACGACCCCGAAAUUGUGUCUGAUGUCCUGUUUGCUAUUGCCAACGUGAUCAGUUUUGCCAGAACCACCUACCUCAUGCCAGCCUUCGAAGUGCUGGGACCGUUACAGAUCUCUCUGGGCCGUAUGAUAGGCGACAUUACGCGCUUCAUGGUGCUCUUUAUGUUGGUCCUGUUUGCCUUCAUGGUCGGUCUACAUAACCUGUACUGGUACUAUGGGGCUCAAAGGAUUAAGAUGACAAUGAACGGCCAGAUUGUCUACGUACACGCUGCAGAGGCCUUUCAGGGGUUACGACAGACGUUCUAUAGUCUCUUCUGGUCAAUGUUCGGCCAGGUUAGCAUCAAUGACAUCAACGUGAAACACCCAGGUCCUGAGGGAAAUCGUCACUGUAUGGUUAUAGACUGUGCUCGCAACAAAAUCAUGUGCAGUCAUGGUCUACACAACCGCUCUGCUGGUACUAGUGCAU
This is a messenger RNA of Mizuhopecten yessoensis (Yesso scallop), 2176 nucleotides long. RefSeq names its product short transient receptor potential channel 3-like. Gene Ontology annotation, cellular component: membrane; cation channel complex. Gene Ontology annotation, molecular function: protein binding; inositol 1,4,5 trisphosphate binding; store-operated calcium channel activity. Gene Ontology annotation, biological process: calcium ion transmembrane transport; regulation of cytosolic calcium ion concentration; manganese ion transport. The transcript has 11 exons. NCBI's taxonomy places the organism in Eukaryota, Metazoa, Mollusca, Bivalvia, Pectinida, Pectinidae. The record is from RefSeq and is a predicted model, not a curated record. The annotation marks the transcript as partial.